AUGUCAGCCAACGUGCAAGAAGCUACAGAUGCAUCCAUAGAGCUAGCCAGCUUCGUUAAAGUUCCAGUGCCUGAGCCACCGACUAGUUUGCAACAAUUGAUCAAUGACUGGCAGUUAAUCAAGCAUAGAGAGGGCGGAUAUUUCAAGGAAACAGAUAGGUCUCCCUACACCAUGGAGCUAGAAAAACCGGAAAAUGGAUGUUCAAAAAAGAUUGAAACGGUUACAAGAAAUCAAUCUACAUUAAUUUAUUACUUACUAACUCCCGACAGCCCAAUUGGGAAAUUCCACAAGAAUAUCAACAGGAUCAUACAUAUUUUACAAAGAGGCAAGGGUCAAUACGUUCUAGUGUACCCUGAUGGCCAAGUUAAGUCAUUCAGAGUUGGCUUUGACUAUAAGAAUGGAGAAGUUUCCCAAUGGGUUGUCCCCGGAGGUGUAUUCAAGGCAAGCUUUCUUGUUGCAAACGAAGAAUUUGACAACGGCUUGUUGAUUAGUGAAGUCGUGGUACCUGGAUUUGAUUUCAAAGACCACACUUUUUUAAAAGAUAAAGACGAAUUAAAGAACCUUGUUGGAUCCGAAAAAGCGGAUGAGUUAGCUUUCUUAGUUUAG
Molecule: messenger RNA, 606 nt
Organism: Saccharomyces mikatae IFO 1815
Lineage: Eukaryota; Fungi; Ascomycota; Saccharomycetes; Saccharomycetales; Saccharomycetaceae
Gene: CFF1
Product: Cff1p
Exons: 1
Coding region: 1-606 (201 amino acids)
Cellular component (GO): intracellular anatomical structure
Source: RefSeq, a predicted model, not a curated record